AUGGCGCAGCGCGGCCAGGUUUCCUCCGGCUAUGAGCGUCUCACGGCAGAUGAGAUGGACGAGAGGCGGAGGCAGAACGAGGCUUACCAGUAUCUCUGCCACCUGGAGGAAGCCAAGCGCUGGAUGGAGGCCUGCCUCAAGGAGCCGCUGCCCCCUCCGACCGAGCUGGAGGAGAGUUUGCGCAACGGCGUCACGCUGGCCAAGCUUGGUCAUUUCUUUGCCCCGGAUGUCUGUCCCCUGGAGAAGAUUUACGACCUCGGCCAGGCCCGGUUCCAGCAUGUGCCUAGCCUGCUUCAUGAUGAGGAAAUCAACCACAUGAAAGGGGAGCUGGAGAAAUACGGAUUGCAGCUUCCCUCCUUCAGCAAAAUCGGUGGCCUCCUGGCUAAGGAGCUCUCGGUCGACGAGGCAGCCGUGCACGCUGCCAUCCUGGCCAUCAACAACGCGGUGGAAGUGGGGAUCGUGGCAGAGACCGUGGCGGCUUUGUGCAACCCCAGCGCCAUGCUAGUGGGUGUGCAGGAGAGUUGUGGGGGGCCCUACCAGGAAGAGCUCUGCCGGGCCAAAGGAGAGAAGGCUGAGAACGCAAAGAACCGGGUAAGCAGAAGCACCAUCCCGGAUGGAGAAGACAUUUAUGAUCACUGUUUGACCCAAGCGGAAAUUCAAGGCAGCAUCAAUCUGGUGAACAGUGUAUUUACCCCUGAAUUGGGAUACGUUGACUUGCUUGAGCAAGGAGAAAUUCAAGCUGGGCUCUACGUGGCCAAUCAGAGGGGUGACCAGGAGCGUGCUGUCGCACAUGCCGUGAGCCACAUCAACGCCUGCUUGCGAAGAGGAGUGGCGGAAGAGACCGUGCGCGCCCUGGCGAACCCCGAGGCCCAGCUCCCCGAGGUCUUCCCCUUCGCUGCCCAGCUCUACCAGCGGGACCUGCUUGCCCUGCAGAGGCAGCACCCCCAGGGGACGCUGGCCCAGGAGGAGCUCUCGGUGGCCGUGGAGAUGCUGUCCGCAGUGGCCCUGGUCAACCAGGCCCUCGAGGAUGGAGACAGCCGCAGCUUCCGGAGGAGCCUCCUCAGCUCCGCCCUGGGCCUGGCCAACGUGGAAGAGAGCCACGCCCAGCGUUAUUUUGAGGGCCUCUCGGAACAGAAGCGGCUCUUCCGGGAAACCCAGCGCGGCUUCCUGAGUUGGAACGACAUCCAGGCCUCGGUGAACGACGUGAACGCCUUCGCCCAAGAAGAGCGGGACAAGAUCCGUGCUGUCCGGCUGAUCAAUGAGGCUCUGCUGGGCGAAUGUCCCGAGAAGACCCUCCGGGCUCUGCUCCUGCCGGCAGCCGGCCUCUCCGACGUGACCCUCCCCAGAGCCAAGCGCUACCAUUUCGUUCUAGCCCGGAUGCUGAGGCAGAAAGCCCAGGCAGCAGGAGGCCCCGGAGCUUCCUUGUGGUGGGAGGAGAUCCAGGAGGGCGUCUGCAGGGCCAACCGAGACAGCAAGGCUGCCCAGCAAAUGGCCCUGGGCCUCGCCGCCAUCAACCAGGCCAUCAAGGAGGGGAACGCGGCGCAGACAGUGCGAGUCCUGCGCAGUCCUGACGUGGGUCUCUCUGGUGUGGUGGCGGAGUGUGCCGCGGCUUACCAGGCGCAGUUCAGUGCCAUCCUGGCAGCACGAAGGCCGGCAGAGGCGCUCUGGGUACGGCACAGGCUGAGAGAUGGCUCCGAGUACUACUUCCACCUGCGGUCCUUCGAGGGCUCCUGGGAGCAGCCCCUCACCCUCAGCACGGCCCACCUCAGCCGGGAGGAGAUCCAGGAGGCCAUCACCCGCGUCUCUUCCGCCCACGACCGGCAGCGCCUCUGGCAAUCCCAGGUCCGGCUUGUGGUCCGGCUGCAGGCCCGGAUGAGGGGCUUCCUAUUCCGCCGCCACUGGGCAGCUCGGCAGCAAUUCCUGUCCCGGCAGGUGCCGGCGGCUGCCAAAAUCCAGGCCGCCUGGCGUGGGCACCGGCAACGCAGGAGCCACCUGGAGAGGAUGUGCUACCUGCGGAGAAACACAGCCGCUGCGAUCAAAAUUCAGUCCUGGGUUCGGAUGUGGCUUGCCCGAAAACGGUACCUGGGACGCCUGCGCGACUUCAGGGAGAAGGUGGCAGCUGUGAUUAAGAUCCAGGCCUUCGUUCGAGGCAACAAGGCCAGAGACGAGUACAGGAUGCUGGUGCACAGCAGGGACCCCCCUCUCAGGGUCAUCCGGCGCUUCGCCCACCUGCUGGAGCAGAGCCAGCGCGACCACCAGGAGGAGGCGGAGCUGCUGGGGCUCCAGGAGAAGCUGGCCAGGGGGAUCCGCUCCAACCAGCAGCUGGAGAGCGACCUCAACCUCAUGGACAUCAACAUCGGAUUGCUGGUCAAGAACAGGAUCACCCUGCAGGAGGUGGUGUCGCAUUGCAAGAGGCUGACCAGGAAGAACAAGGAGGAGCUCUCCAGCAGGAUGGAGGGGGGCAAGGAGAACGGGCUGAAGGGGCUCAGCCAGGAGAAGCGGAAGGCGCUGGAGGCCUAUCAGCACCUCUUCUACCACCUGCAGACUCAGCCGGUGUGCCUGGCCAGGCUCCUCAUGCAGAUGCCGCCCAACAAGUCCACCCGGUUCAUGGAGUCGGUGGUCUUCAGCCUCUACAACUACGCCUCCAGCCCCCGGGAGGCCUACCUCCUGCUCCGGCUCUUCCGGCGCGCCCUGGAAGAGGAGAUCGCCUCCAGAGUGACUCGGCCGCGGGAGAUCCUCACGGGGAACCCAGCCGUCAUCCGCAUGGUGGUGAGCUUCUACCGCAAUGCCCGCGGGCAGAACGCCCUGCGCCAGAUCCUGGCAGAGCCGGUGCGGGAGGUGCUGCAGAAGCGCAGCCUGAGCAUCCGCACCAGCCCCGUGGAGAUCUACAGGGGGUGGAUCAACGAGACGGAGUCCCAGAGCGGCCAGAAGAGCCACCUGCCGUACAACGUUACCCCACAACAAGCCCUCGCUCACCCAGAGGUCCAGAGGCGGCUGGACGCCUCCCUCGGCCACCUCCUUGUGCUGGCAGACAACUUCCUCUCGGCCAUCCUCUCGUCGGUGGAGAAGAUCCCGUAUGGGAUGCGCUACAUGGCCAAGGUUUUGAAGGCAACCUUGACGGAGAAGUUCCCAGAUGCCUCCAAGGAAGAGAUCUACAAGGUGGUGGGCAACCUCCUCUACUAUCGCUUCAUGAACCCGGCGGUGGUGGCGCCCGAUGGCUUUGAUGUGCUGGACUUCUCUGCUGGGGCACCCCUGCACCCCGACCAGAGGCGCAACCUGGCCUCCGUGGCCAAGAUCCUGCAGCACGCAGCCGCCAACCAGCUUUUCGAGGGAGAAAACAGCCACUUGAACGUGGUAAAUGAAUACCUGGAGGAAACACACCAGAAAUUCAGAGCCUUCAUCGACGCAGCCUGUUCGGUCCCCGAACCGGAAGAGAGAUUUAAGAUGGACAGAUAUUCGGAGCUGGUGGCCAUCACCAAACCAGUGGUCUACAUAACAGUUGGGGAGCUGGUCAACACCCACAAGUUGCUGCUGGAGCACCAGCCCUCCCUGGCUCCCGACCCCCAGGACCCCCUGCACGGACUUCUGCAAGACCUUGGAGAGGUGCCAACCGUGGCCUCGUUGCUAGGCCACAGCCUGGCACAGGGGGCGACCGGGGCCUGGGAGGAGGCUUCAUCUCAGCUCUCCAGGACGGAGGUCUCGCUCACGCUCAGCGGCAAGUACGGCGGGGUGGAAGCCGAAGCCGAGGGGGAAGCAGCUGCCGGAGGCCUGUGGCUGAGCACCAAGCAGAUGCUGCUGGACGUCAUCCAGUCGCAGCCCGGAGACUCCCUGGACGAGAUCCUGCACUCGAAGGCCUCGGAAGCGGAGCCGAAGCUGCAACCUCCUUUUCCGCAGGAGCGGCUCCACCGGCAGCUCUUGCAGAGAAGGGCCACUGGCCACCCGCAGGGCCCAGAGGGGUCACCGCACGGCCAUCUUUCCCUGGCGGAGAAGAAGAAGAAUGUCCUCCGGAACCUGGAGCGCCUGGCGUUGGUGGGCUCGGCCGGCCAGCCCCGGGCCCUGCUCAGCGAGAUUGCCCAGGAUAUCCGCUCUCAGAGGCUUCACCGGCAGAGCCGCAGGGGGCAGCUGGCCAAGCUGCAGCAGACCCUGCGAGGCCUGGCCUCCAAGCGCCGCUUCUACCAGGAGCAGGUGGACUACUACCAGAAGUAUCUCCGCACCUGCCUGGACAACCUGGCCUCUGCAGACAGGCCCAGCAAGAAACAAGCUGUGCUGCAUUACACAGCUGCCCGCCUGUUUGAGAAGGGGGUCCUGCUGGAGAUUGAGGCCCUCCCGCCAAACCAACUUAGAAAUGUCAUUUUCGAUAUUCUACCUUCCCAAGAAGCUGGCAGGUUCCAGGUCAAGGCAAAGUUUAUGGGGGUCGAUAUGGAAAACUUUCAGCUUAGUUACCAGGACCUCCUCCAGCUCCAGUACGAAGGUGUGACUAUCAUGAAGAUGUUUGGCAGAGCCAAAAUCAACGUCAACCUUCUGAUCUUCCUUCUGAACAAGAAGUUUUUCAAGAAAUAAUCUGCUUUGAGCAACAACUGGGGAUCAUUGGGGUCCCUGUUGGAAAGAUGCCAAAGAGAUGUAGUGGUGCUUGCUUCUUCACUCCAGCCCUGCUUCAAAGAAACCCAGAAGGAACCCCCCCCCUGCCUCAGAGGGACCCUCAGGGCACCUGACUGGACCCCCCUCCACCUGGGCAGCUCCUUGCAUGGCCAAAGGCUUCCUUGGCAUCUAAACCUCCUGCAUGUAGAACACUAAACCAGCAUAUCAAGGAUAGGCAAAGCAUUUCACCCACAGUGCAGCCCUCUUCAAAGAGAAACACACUAGAUCCAACGCCUG
This is a messenger RNA of Thamnophis sirtalis, 4875 nucleotides long. NCBI's taxonomy places the organism in Eukaryota, Metazoa, Chordata, Lepidosauria, Squamata, Natricidae. The record is from RefSeq and is a predicted model, not a curated record.